Molecule: messenger RNA, 963 nt
Organism: Physella acuta
Lineage: Eukaryota; Metazoa; Mollusca; Gastropoda; Physidae
Product: cholecystokinin receptor-like
Biological process (GO): neuropeptide signaling pathway
Cellular component (GO): plasma membrane
Molecular function (GO): neuropeptide receptor activity
Source: RefSeq, a predicted model, not a curated record
AUGACACCUGUCGCCGUCUUCCAGAAACACAUGCUGCUCCGUAACGGCGCCCACAUGUGCCGUGAGGUCUGGCCCAACGCCCGCGUGGAGCAGGCGUACAACGUGCUGCUGGACCUGACGCUCCUGGUCCUGCCCGUCAUCAUCAUGAGCGUCGCCUACAGCCGCGUCGUGCACGCACUCAUCUUCGACGUCAGGUCAAGUCUGGACCUUGGUGUACCUGCUAAUGGCGACAACUUUGUCCUGAAGAACUACCGGACGAUCGAGCUGCGCCUAUUGAACCGUGACUCCUACCGGAGCGUGUCGUCCUUCACCUCUACUGACACGAGCUACUCCUGCUCGGGUACCAUCACCCCGCCAAAAAACAUUUCACGUGCAGGGACGAUAACAACGCCACCUACAGGCCGGAAGUCACGGAGGUCCGUGCCGAACCGGAUACGUCACAGCAACCCCGAGAAGAUCCGUCAGAACAAGAUGCGCGUCAUACGGAUGUUGUUUGUCGUCGUCCUCGAGUUCUUUAUCUGCUGGACGCCCGUCUACAUCGUGCUGACCUGGCUGGCGUUUCAUGAGGAGAGUGCUCAACAGAUUGUGACGCCCCUGACCAAAACUCUGUUUCACCUGCUCAGUUACUUUUCUUCAUGUUGUAACCCUAUCACCUACUGUUUCAUGAAUAAAAAAUUUAGAGAGGCAUUUCUUAGAGUGUUUCAGUGCCGAGGCCCACCACAAAGUCUACGAGAGAGACGAAUGCAGCAGCUCCAGUCCAAACAGCUCCAGAACAGCCGCGACCAGAAGCGCCGGAGUACAGCCGUCUCGAGGCUGAGCGAGAGGUUCAACUCCAUGGCGUCGACAACCUCCAGCGUCCUGCCGCUCGACUCCGUCAGAGUCAGAAACCCCUUGAUGGACCGGUGCAAGAAGCUCAGCAAGGACGCCGAUGAUAUUCUUGACACCGGAAGUGGUUCCGAUUGA